Messenger RNA from Cucurbitaria berberidis CBS 394.84, 1080 nucleotides. Its product is annotated as eukaryotic translation initiation factor-like protein 6. Gene Ontology annotation, biological process: assembly of large subunit precursor of preribosome; cytosolic ribosome assembly; ribosomal subunit export from nucleus. Gene Ontology annotation, cellular component: cytosol; nucleolus; preribosome, large subunit precursor. The record is from RefSeq and is a predicted model, not a curated record. The transcript has 5 exons. Bases 163 to 903 code for a protein of 246 amino acids. Gene Ontology annotation, molecular function: ribosomal large subunit binding. Lineage: Eukaryota; Fungi; Ascomycota; Dothideomycetes; Pleosporales; Cucurbitariaceae.
CUUUGUACAAAAUAGUCCCCGCUGCUCACAGUUUUCUGCAACAGCGACUACUACGACUAGCCUCUACCGCACGCGACUACUGUCUCAUACCUGACUUACUUUUUCGCCCACUUCUAAACAACCAACCUUCGAAUCACUACAAAAGCCGAGAAAUCUACCACUAUGGCUGUACGCGCUCAAUUCGAGAACUCGAACGAAGUUGGUGUCUUUUCCACCCUUACGAAUGCGUAUGCAAUUGUCGCAGUCGGAGCUUCAGAGAACUUCUACAGUGUCUUCGAAGCUGAACUCCAGGACGUCAUACCAAUCUGCCAUGCUACCAUCGCAGGCACUAGGAUAGUCGGCAGACUUACUGCUGGCAACAAGAGAGGGCUCCUCGUUCCGACCACCACUACAGACCAAGAACUUCAGCACCUACGAAAUUCGAUACCAGACAGCGUCAAGAUUCAGCGGAUAGAAGAGCGACUCUCAGCCCUCGGCAACGUAAUAUGUUGCAACGACCAUGUCGCCCUCGUACAUCCGGACAUUGAGCGAGAAACGGAGGAGAUAAUAGCAGAUGUGCUCGGUGUUGAGGUGUUCAGGCAAACCAUCGCCGACAACGUGCUUACGGGCUCGUAUAUGGCGCUGAGCAAUCAGGGCGGAAUCGUGCAUCCAAAGACGUCUAUUCAAGAUCAGGAUGAGUUGUCGAGUUUGCUACAGGUACCGCUCGUGGCUGGUAGUGUGAAUCGCGGAAGUGCAGUUGUGGGUGCGGGCAUGGUUGUCAAUGACUGGAUGGCUGUCACUGGUCUUGAUACAACAGCCACAGAACUUUCGGUCGUCGAGUCUGUCUUUAGGCUAGGCGAGGGCAAUGGUCCCAGCAACAUCAACACCACGCACAAGGACGCCAUGGUCGAAUCUUUCUACUAAACCAUAUCUUUAGCACGUCGGCCAUGGCCUCUCUCCACUAUAUUUAAUUAGUAGUGGACUAGGAGCAUUCGGCGCACGGCGUCUGGAAAACAAGAGCAAGAAAAUAGAGACUUGUCUUAGCCCUUUACUCUUCUACUGUAAUAAAUGAAUGAUACCAUGAUGAUCGCCACUCUGCUG